Messenger RNA from Penaeus vannamei (Pacific white shrimp), 2284 nucleotides. Lineage: Eukaryota; Metazoa; Arthropoda; Malacostraca; Decapoda; Penaeidae. The record is from RefSeq and is a predicted model, not a curated record.
UCACGAACUUCGAGGGCGAGCUCGGAGGAAGGACCACAUCAUCGAGGAACUGAUCAAGAUGCAUCCGAGUCAUGGUCUCAAUAAGGUCCGCGGAGGAGACGCAGAAGAAGCCCUUCGGAGUGACCUUGCGGCGAUGACGGUGAAGGUGGAGCGUCUGGAGCAGCAGGUGAGGGACGCCCUUGCAGCAGGAGCCUCGAAGGACGCCCGGGUGACCGAACUGACGAGGCAGCUGGACGCCCAUCGCCAGGAACACGCCCGCCAAGCUGCUACAAUAGUCACCCUCCGUCAGAAGCUGCAGGAGGAGGAGUCCGCCUGCGUGUCCUUAAGAGCCAACCAGCGGAGGAGCGAAUAUUCUCUGGGCGCCAUUAAUAGGGAGAACAGGCAGUAUGCGGACAGGAUUAGCGAACUCGAGUGCAGGUUGAGCCUGGGUGACCUCGACCCGAAGGAUGCGCAGGAGAAGUUGUCGUCGAGGUUGGCUGAGCUCGUUGGGCAGGAAUGCGCGAGACUUCGAAGCCAAACGCUUCAGCUGGACGAGUCGCUUCAGCUGGCCGAGGGCGAAGCGGGCUCGGCGAGACAGACCGUUUCGCGACUCGUAAACGAACUGGACGACGAGAAGAGGACGGUCGAGGAGCAGAAACUCGCCCUUACGGAAUUCAGGAAGGAGAACGACGACCUGAGGACCCGACUGCGAGCCCUGGAGGAGGAGGUGAAGAGCGUGCGGGAGAGACUCCACAACACCAACAAGUCCUACAACGCGACCCUGGAGGAACUGCACGCGGCCGAGAAGCAACUGCAGCAGGCAAGGAGCGAGGUCGAGAGCCGUGGUUUCCUGACGACGGUGGCCGCCCUUCUGUCGACCCCCGAGCAGCGCGUGGCUCCCGACGUCCAGGCCAUCAAUGACAGGAUUCAGGGGCUCGUGGCAGCCAAUAGGGAGGCGGCGGAGCACAUCGAGCGCCUAACCUCGCAAGUGACGAGUCUGGGCGAGCAGUCGAGGCGCCAAUCCGAACUCUACGAGACGGCAGUGAAGCGCGGGCGGCAGUGCGAGGCGGAGGUGCACGCGCUCACCCACAGAGGGCGGCAGCUGGAGGCCGAUGCGCAGACGGCGGAGGCUGCGAGGGAGCACGUGGUCAUCGAGAAAGAGAAGACCGAACGGCUCUUGAACCGUGUCGUCGAGGCUCUGGGGCUGACGGAGAUGGGUCAAGAGGUCACCAAUGACGUCGAGAUGAUCAUUUGCCGAUGUCAACAGCUGGCCAAGCUUGAAGGAGAGAAGAUAGUGGACAAAACGACCACCGUGUACCAGCUGCAACGGAAGGUUAAGAGUCUCCGGGAGGCAGUUGACCGGAAGGACCUCCACGUGGAUAUGCUGCGUCGGAAGCUUGCCCUGACGGAGGACGCUGCGAGGGCCUCGAGACACCUGGAGGAGGAGAGAGAUGAACUGAUUGCCAAGUACAAGCGCCAAUGCCGGAUGGUCGAGCGACUCAAUUCCGAACUGGGCGAAACCCGACUCCAGCUUCGAGACCUUCAGGCGCAACUUGCUGACGCUGCGGAGGAAAAGGGUCGCUCGACGCAACAGCAGAAGAAAGUGGAAGAAUUAACGGCGAAGAUUAACGAACUGGACGCAAUACGAUCACGACAACAAAAGAAAAUAACGCAAAUGAAGGAACAGAUCAAAGCCCAUGGAGAACACAUGCUUGAAGAACGCCGUGUGAACGAAAACAGUCUCGAAGGCAUAACACAAGAACUCGCCGUCACCAAGCAAGCAGUGAGAGACCUAACACGCAGAGAGAAGCAGCUCCAAGAAUUUCGUCGGGCUGUGGUGAGUUUACUUGGUCUAGACGGAGAUCCUGGAGCCGAGGGAGAUUACGAGGCCAUCUGUCGGCUGGAGCGUGUCGUCGGCGCCCAUCGGGAACUCAACGAUCUGUCACGGCGAAUCGAUGAGAUGACGGCGCCUUCGAGACCCAAUAGUCGAAACUCAUCCCUCAAUGGUAUCACUUCUGGCUGCCCGAACAGCGCCAGGACACUCGCCAGUCGUUCACCGCCCCUCAGGUCGCCCACACGCCCCUCCUCAGCCGCUCCCCCCUACAGGCUGGAUUCGCCACCGAGCGGCUCGCCACCUCUCGCAUGGACCAAGGCUUUCUCGACAUGUCGAGGAACUCCGCGCCUUGCUGACGACGCCCACAACCACCGCCCACAAGCCAGACACUCGAGACGCCCGCCCUCCGCCCACGCCCGGACCCCGAGCCCGACGAAACGCCCGUCCACGGAUGAGGAUGAAUAUAGCUGA